AUGUCGUCCUCCCUCAAACGUAAACGCGGCGCAGAUCAAAGCGAAAGUGCGGCGCCCACGGCGGCUAAAGUGAAGGUGUUGGAACCAUCAUCUACACUUGUUGGACCGGUCUUGGCGCACUUUCCAUCAGUUGCGCCUCCAAACGGCACUCCUGCUCAUGUGUAUCGCUCCAAAUACUCAGCCCCUGAUGCAGCCCUUGAAAGCACAUCUACUAUUCUCGUUUCUGAAACUCCUCAGAUCGAAUACGUAAGCACGAAUCAGGAUUAUGCUGCUGCCGGACAUGGAUAUACCUGCCAGUACAUGGUGGCUGUUCACAACCGAAAAGACAAUACUAUAACAUUCCGACCUGCUCCCUUGUAUGACCUUACCCGCACAGUCAAAGCUCUCAAGAAUCUGGAGACUCAAGCUGUAUCCCAAGCGCAGCGGAUGCAGGCCAGGAAUGCCCUUGGAGAAGCAUUCGGAACAAAGAAGGCCAAGGCAGCCAUUAAAGCAGCAGAGAGGAAUCGGGUUGACGUCGGGGCCAUGAAAGACGUUCGGGACUUCGUAGUCGAUAGUGUGCGGGGUGGUACAAGUGCACUUCCUACCAAAGAUGCAGUCACCGAAAUGUCUCUGUCUAGUCGACUCAUUCCUACGCCUGAUCUCUCUGCUUCCACACCAUCCGAUGCGUAUCCUCUUGCCAAUGUUAUCCCUCCUGCCGAAUUUACAUCUAUAUCGAUCCAACCAUUCCUCGCCGCUACAACUCCCGAAGACCGCCGAGCGCUGCUUCCCCAUCGCCAUAGUAUAUGGAUAAACGGGCGUCUGAGGGCCUUGUUUGCUAAUGGCGAGUCGGUCAGCAAAUCAAAAUUAAAAUGUUUGAUAUAUGUCUCAACUCUAUUUGCAUUCCGCCAGACGGCCUCGCAUACGUUAUCAAAGGCCACCGGGGAUCCUCGAGCCGCGCUGCGAGAACGCUUGGACUCGGCGACUGUACCUGACUUGGUUUUCGAUGGAUUGCUCGAGAGGUUUACGGAAACCGCCAGAGGAGGACGGCCAACUGUAACGUCGCAAACAGAGACCAAGCUUUUCACAUACCUACUUGCGCUGUGUUUGCGGAUCGAUGCCUUCUCGACAGUCAUCUUGCCUUUGGCAAAUGAUCUGAAAAUCUCUCCAGUCAAGUUGACGACCUACUUCAAGUCACUGGGCUGCAAAAUUCAAGGAACAGGGGAUGAGCGCCGGGCAGUAUUGACCGUUCCACUUGAAUUCCCCAAACCGAGAUCUAUGACUAAACGAGGUGGAAAAUAG
Molecule: messenger RNA, 1278 nt
Organism: Rhizoctonia solani
Lineage: Eukaryota; Fungi; Basidiomycota; Agaricomycetes; Cantharellales; Ceratobasidiaceae
Product: DNA-directed RNA polymerase I subunit A49
Exons: 7
Coding region: 1-1278 (425 amino acids)
Biological process (GO): RNA polymerase I preinitiation complex assembly; transcription elongation by RNA polymerase I; nucleolar large rRNA transcription by RNA polymerase I
Cellular component (GO): RNA polymerase I complex
Molecular function (GO): DNA binding
Source: RefSeq, a predicted model, not a curated record